Messenger RNA from Globicephala melas (long-finned pilot whale), 561 nucleotides. Its product is annotated as dynactin subunit 6-like. Gene Ontology annotation, biological process: mitotic spindle organization. The record is from RefSeq and is a predicted model, not a curated record. Gene Ontology annotation, cellular component: dynactin complex. Gene Ontology annotation, molecular function: dynein complex binding. NCBI's taxonomy places the organism in Eukaryota, Metazoa, Chordata, Mammalia, Artiodactyla, Delphinidae.
AUGUCGGAAAAGACUCAAAAAAGUGUGAAGAUUGCACCUGGAGCAGUUGUGUUGUGUGUAGAGAGUGAAAUCAGGGGUGAUGUAACUAUAGGACCCAGGACAGUGAUCCACCCUAAAGCACAAAUCAUUGCAGAAGCCGGGCCCAUAGUGAUUGGCAAAGGUAACGUAAUGGAAGAACAGGCGCUCAUCAUAAAUGCUCACUCUGAUGCAGCAGAUUCAGAGCCCAAACCUAUGAUCAUUGGCACAAAUAAUGUGUUUGAAGUUGGCUGUUAUUCCCAAGCCAUGAAAAUAGGAGAUAAUAAUAUUAUUGAAUCAAUUGCGUAUGUAGGCAGAAACGUAAUAUUGACAAGUGGUUGCAUCAUUGGGGCCUGUUGCAACCUGAACACAUUUGAAGUCAUCCCUGAGAACACAGUGAUUUAUGGUGCAGGCUGUCUUCAUCGGGUACAGACUGAGCGCCCACAGCCCCAGACACUACAACUGGAUUUCCUGUUGAAAAUCUUGCCAAACUACUAUCACCUAAAGAAGACUAUGAAAGGAAGCUCAACUCCAGUUAAGAACUAA